Hemicordylus capensis (graceful crag lizard) is the source of this 1055-nucleotide messenger RNA. RefSeq names its product zymogen granule membrane protein 16-like. Lineage: Eukaryota; Metazoa; Chordata; Lepidosauria; Squamata; Cordylidae. The record is from RefSeq and is a predicted model, not a curated record. The transcript is spliced from 5 exons. The coding region runs from base 438 to 974 and encodes 178 amino acids.
CUGGGCAUUGGCACAAAUUGAACUCCAGUCAAAAAACAAAGGGGCAGAAAGGCUGUUUGGACAGAGUGACUGCAGAAUGCAGAGUCUAAAUCAAUUCACCUCAAAGUUGAAUAAUCAAGGAUUGGAAGAGCAUCCUGAUUAACCAAAUGAACUAACCUUGGAGGACAAACAAACACCCCUUAUUGUGCCUCAGGGACUACCUUGGUAUGGGCAAAUUGAUGUGACUGCACAGGCAGAGAAAGUUCUGUGGAUCACAAAGCCAUCAGUGCCUUGUGUUGAGCAAAGCUGACAUUGUGGACAAGAAUGAUACCUUUUCUCUUGAUCCUGAAGUGUUUAAACAUCACAGCUGAAAACCUUCAACUGAUUGGGGAGAAUAUAGCAGCAUCAGCUUUUGUGAUAUUGGAACUCACCAGUAAAAUGUAUAUCCCGAAGAAAGGAUGUUUCCCCAAAUCGUGGUGCUUGUCAUUGCUCUUUUGGGAAAUACAGUUUCUGCAAAUGCAGUACUAUCCCGGAAUUACCAUCCCUAUUCCGGGGAAUACGGCACUCCAGCAGGAACGGCUUUCUCUUCUUCUGGUGAGCAUCUAUGUGGCCCUAUCACUGGAUUCCGGGUCUGGGAGGGUUCUUCAUCCUACAUCACUGGAAUCCAACUGGAGUUCAGUAACACCUGGAGCAAUAAGCAUGGCAUAGACACGUCAAAGAUGCAUGAAGUUCUCCUCUUUCCUGAAGAGUAUAUCACUCAGGUCUCUGGCAAAGACGACACCUACAUCUACCAGCUGAUCUUUGUGACCUCUCUGGGACGCAUCUUCUUCUUUGGUCAGCCCUCAGGAUACAGCUUCAAUGCCUUCCCCGGGCAGAAGAGCAAUGUCCUGCUGUUCAUUAGCGGCCACUCAGAUGCUUACGCUCUCAGAGGGAUUGGCUUUCACUGGGAUGUACCUGUUUCGCCUGUGAGAGACUGUCGGUCUGUUAGAGGCUGAUUAGUUUCACUGGUCAGUAUGUACACCCCACAGCAAAUAACUGUCCAUUCUCAAAGAAUAAACUAACCCAGCAGGAAACAC